AUGACUAUAAAUAUGCAUCUCACCUCCCCCAACUUUUCAUCAUUCAAAAAUUCAAUUCUCUGUCUUCAUUCGCUUCCAAACUCCACAUCUCUAAUUUCAGUUUUACUCGAACACUUCCAAACUAUAUCGCUCAUUCCAAGCAUCUUCGGGGGCCGACGCACCAACGUCUUCGACCCAUCCUCUCUCAACAUUUGGGACCCCUUUGAUGGCUUCUUCACCUCUGCCCUCAGCAACGAACUCAAUUCAGCCCGCGAAACCUCUGCAUUCGCCAACACACGAAUUGACUGGAAGGAGACGCCGGAGGCUCACAUUUUCAAAUCUGACCUCCCUGGACUGAAGAAAGAGGAGGUGAAGGUUGAGGUCGAAGAGGGAAGAGGGAAGAGUUCUCUAGAUAAUGGCAAGUUUCUCCGGCGGUUCAGGUUGCCGAAAAAUGUGAAGAUGGAGGAGGUGAAGGCUAGUAUGGAGAAUGAAGUGUUGACUGUUACUGUGCCUAAGGUGGAAGAGAAGCAGCCUGAGGUGAAGUCUGUUGAGAUCUCUGGCUAA
Ilex paraguariensis (yerba mate) is the source of this 543-nucleotide messenger RNA. Lineage: Eukaryota; Viridiplantae; Streptophyta; Magnoliopsida; Aquifoliales; Aquifoliaceae. The record is from the annotation of a GenBank genome assembly.